This is a messenger RNA of Haliaeetus leucocephalus (bald eagle), 608 nucleotides long. It is a transcript of the gene CHLSN, whose product is annotated as chromosome unknown open reading frame, human C7orf50. NCBI's taxonomy places the organism in Eukaryota, Metazoa, Chordata, Aves, Accipitriformes, Accipitridae. The transcript has 4 exons. The coding region runs from base 1 to 525 and encodes 174 amino acids. The record is from RefSeq and is a predicted model, not a curated record.
AUGGCUAUGACUGGAAUCAGGCACGUGAAUCGUCGUCGAAUUCAGCUGGCGAGGUUGCACGAACUUAUUUACGUGCACGGCAAGGUGACAAAAGAAGAGGAAGAACUUACCGCAGAGGAAAGGAGGAAACUGGAAAGAAAAUUAAAAAAAGAGCGCAAGAAGAAGGAAAAACAGCUGAUGAGGGAAGCUGGAAUCUCUACUAAAAAGGUGGAACCCAAAAAGCAGUCGGGAUCUGAGCUGGCUCUGGCCUAUUUAACCAGCUGGUCUGAAAACCCAGAAGAAUGGAAGUUUCAAAAGACAAGACAAACCUGGCUUCUCUUGCACAUGUAUGAUAAAGAGAAGGUUCCAGACAAGUAUUUCACCAUUUUACUGGAUUAUCUGCAAGGGCUUCAAGGUGGUGCGCGAGACAUAACUGUGCAGAAAGCUGAAGCUUUUAUGAAGGAAUUUGAUGGUUCUGAUGCAGAAGACCCAAACCUGUUGGAGAAGUGCGAGCGCAUACGACAAGUUCUGCAGCUGCUGUCCUGAGAGUAUUUUUGUGUUUUAAUGACUGUCUGGUGGAGAGAAGAAUAAGAUGUCGUAUACAGAGACUGUAAAUUAGUUGUAAAGAC